Molecule: messenger RNA, 1039 nt
Organism: Drosophila elegans
Lineage: Eukaryota; Metazoa; Arthropoda; Insecta; Diptera; Drosophilidae
Product: CD209 antigen-like protein B
Exons: 2
Coding region: 37-990 (317 amino acids)
Biological process (GO): biological process involved in interspecies interaction between organisms
Cellular component (GO): external side of plasma membrane
Molecular function (GO): carbohydrate binding
Source: RefSeq, a predicted model, not a curated record
UUCUCUACUGUGGUGCGACACUUGGGUUUUGGCAAUAUGCGACACCUUAUAGUACUCAUCCUGCUUGGCAUUUCCUGCAACAAUGUCUUUGCGAGAACACUGAAACAAUUCGAAGGCCUCGACCUGGAACGAAGGUUACUUCGACUAGAAGCUCGUCAACUUUCCGAUAGCGAUAAUAUUGAGCGCAGGCUGCUGCGCUUGGAAAACCAGAUGGCACCUCAACAAGAUGCAGGAAUGUUUAAUGCAAUUGAGCUGGCACCAAAUGUUUACACAAUAUUCCCAUCAAGGACAGAAGGGGAACCUCCUGUAGAGCAAACCAAUUUUGUUGAAGAACUCAAAAAAGUUGAACAAAAAUUGGAGAAGGAUCUGGGAGGUCAGCUUGCUGAACUAUCUUCUAAGUAUGACAGCCUUUCAGAGAAGCUCUCCAACAUUGAGAAACAGGAAACAGCCCCACUUAAAGAUUUCCCGUAUGACAAAUUUAUGGCGCACACAAAGGCAAUUGUAAUUAAAAGUGAUCAAUCGGAGCCGAUAUUCUCAGCCUACGAAAAGAUUGGUGAAAAGAAUUAUUAUAUUGAAAAAAUAGAAAAACUCGAUUGGCCAAGUGCGGUUAGAAAAUGUAAGGAAUUGGAUGGCCAACUGGUUAGUCUUAAAAGUGAAAAGGAGUGGAGAGAAAUCAAAAAUCAUUUAGACUUGGAGAAAAGCUAUUGGACUGAUGUUAAUGACAUUAAAACUGAGGGAGAGUUUGUAUCUAAUUCUUCCAUUGACGUUGGCAUCGAUGAAGACUCAUUGAGUUUUUUCCGCAAGAAAAAACCUUUCCUUAAAUGGAAUUAUCAAGAACCAAAUAACCUAAACAGGGAAGACUGCGUGGAGUUGCGAGGAGGCUAUUAUCACAAAAUGAACGACAUAAACUGCUUCAACAAAAAUUACUUUAUAUGCGAGGAAGUAUCAGUUACAAGCCAACGAGAAAAUACUGACAUGUUCCGUUUCUAAAAAAAAAAUUCAAGUCUUUGAAGAUUAAAAUGUAAAUAAUAAACCAUUA